This is a messenger RNA of Capsicum annuum, 1056 nucleotides long. RefSeq names its product polygalacturonase-like. Gene Ontology annotation, biological process: anther dehiscence; pectin catabolic process; fruit dehiscence. Lineage: Eukaryota; Viridiplantae; Streptophyta; Magnoliopsida; Solanales; Solanaceae. The record is from RefSeq and is a predicted model, not a curated record. Gene Ontology annotation, molecular function: polygalacturonase activity.
UCUUGAUGCUUGUGUUGCAUUAUACUUCCUUGUGAUGUGGUCUUUUUCUCGAAAUUUACGUGAACGCGAGCAGUGGCGGAGUCAUGAUUUUCAUUGAGGGGGUUCAGAAGUAUAUAUAUGAACUAGUCGAAGGGAAUUCAAUAUCUACUGUAUAUGCAUAAAAAAUAUUUUUAACCAUGUAAAAAUAGUAUUAAAACAAUAUAAUUUUUCGUCAAAGGUGAUUCGGAUGAACCCCUGGAGCAAAGGUGGAUCCGCCACUGAACGCGAGAUUCAUGCUUCAUGCAUCGGGUUGCUCCACACUAAUAGUGUAGAUUUUUUUUUUUUUUUUACACGAUCAGAUCAUUUAAAAGAUAAUUAGAAGUAACUACCUAUAACAAUUAAAAUUAAUUAGUAAUUACCCUGAAAAAUAAGACAAAUAAUCUUUUACAAGUAGUUAAAUUCCUUUGUGAUGUAACUUAUGGAUUCACGUGAACUUGUAUAUGUAUUAUUGUGUGUAUACGUCAAAUAAGACCUAUAUAUUAUAUUAUAUAUCAGAUUUUUAAACACCUCGUAAAAUUUCUGAUUUCACCACUACUUUUACACUAGUAAAUAAAUUAAUAGGCUCUAUAUAUAAGUUGAAUAUUAUUUGAUAAUUUUUUUCUUCCCAUUUUUUUAUGCAGGUUUAUGGAACUCUAUUAGCAUCUGAUAAUACUUCAGAUUACAACAAAGAUAGUAGACAUUGGCUUAUUUUUCAAAAUGUUGAAAAUUUAGUUGUUGGAGGAGGUGGUGUUAUUAAUGGCAAUGGAAAAAUUUGGUGGCUAAAUUCUUGCAAAAUUAAUAAAAAAUUGCCAUGCAAGCAUGCACCCACGGCCCUAACAUUUCAUAAUUGCAACAACUUGAAAGUGAAGGACCUUAAAAUAGAAGAUGCACAACAAAUGCAUUUGACAUUUGAAAGAUGUUUUGGUGUUGAAGCUUCAAAUUUGGUAGUGAGUGCUCCAGAAAGUAGUCCUAACACUGAUGGAAUACAUAUAACUAAGACUCAAAAUAUCCAAAUUUCUGAUUCCAUUAUUGGCACAG